Molecule: messenger RNA, 2235 nt
Organism: Durio zibethinus
Lineage: Eukaryota; Viridiplantae; Streptophyta; Magnoliopsida; Malvales; Malvaceae
Source: RefSeq, a predicted model, not a curated record
ACGUGCUCGCCGUAAAAAAAAGCCGCUCUUUCCCUCUCUCCCUCUCUCUUCUUUUAACACUAUUAAUUUGAUUUCCUAAAAUAAUUUACUAGGGUUUUCAGAAUCUCCGGAAUUUGCUCUUUCCGUCAUUUCUGAGAGAGAAAAAUUAAGAUUGGAUUUUCCGCCAUUUUUUGGGAUUGGGAUUGGGAAAAUCGGGGUUUCGCUUUGAUUGGAUGAUGCAGUUGAUGAGAUCGGGAAAUCUUAGGCCGGAGUCCGAAAGGACGGCGUGCGGGGAUAAGCUGCCGGUGAAAUUGGAGAUCGUCGAGGACUCUUUAGAGGAAGAACAUGGCCCUCUUAAUAAACGAUCCAAACCUUCUUCAAAUGUUCAACAGUCGAACUCCGAUGCCAAUCCUUUCCCUAUCCCGCCAUCGCAAUACAAUCCGUUGGAUGAGCCGAGCCCACUUGGUUUGAGGCUACGGAAGAGUCCUUCACUUUUGGAUUUGAUCCAAAUGCGCCUCUCUCAAUCCCAAAGCAGUGGCUCAGCUGUCCAAGCCGAAAACUUGAGCUCUGAAGUCAAAAAGGAGGCUAAAGCUGCUGCGUCUGCUGAUAAGCUUAAAGCCUCAAAUUUUCCAGCUUCCAUUCUUCGAAUCGGCCAUUGGGAGUAUAAGUCGAGGUAUGAAGGUGAUUUAGUGGCCAAGUGUUAUUUUGCAAAGCAUAAGCUUGUUUGGGAGGUAUUGGACGGUGGGCUUAAGAGUAAGAUAGAAAUACAGUGGUCAGAUAUUAUGGCUCUGAAGGCAAAUUGUCCUGAUAAUGGACCGGGGACUUUGAAUGUUGUGCUGGCUAGACAGCCCCUUUUCUUCCGAGAGACUAAUCCGCAGCCUAGAAAACACACCUUGUGGCAGGCAACUUCAGAUUUUACUGAUGGUCAAGCUAGCAUCAAUAGGCAACAUUUUCUACAGUGUCCCCAAGAAUCGUUAAACAAACAUUUUGAAAAACUCAUCCAGUGUGACAUGCGUCUGAACUGUUUAAGCAGACAGCCAGAGAUAAUUUUGGAUUCACCAUACUUUGAAUCACGGACUUCGGUGUUUGAGGAUUGUGAUGAACCGAAAGGGCAUGAUUUUGGCCAGGGUGAGACUGGUAAAAGGUCCACUAGUUCUGUCUUCCAGAAUAUAGCAUCACCAGCUGCAGCUCAGUCUUCGUCCUUGGAGAUUGAGAAAGGGGAUUCUGCUGGUAUAACCUCAGAAAAUAUGUCCAGGGAAGCUCUGUCCCCCAGUUCAGUUUCUAAUUUUACAUUAGUGAUGGACUCUCAUGCCAUUGAAGGAAGUGGAGUUUGUGAAGCUGUGGAUUCAAAGGGGCCAAGGAAUUGGGACCAGAUAAAAGUGCCUGGACUUCACCCAUCUAUGUCCAUGAGUGAUCUUAUGAACCAUAUCGGACACCGUCUUUCGGAACAGAUGACCUCUGAAAAUCCAUCCUCUGAACAUAGACCGGACUGCCAGGAAAAGCUGGAGGAGAUUGCACAGUACCUUCUCAGUGACACUCAAUUUACAACAACUUCUGAUGAGAAAUCCCUCAUGUCAAGGGUCAAUUCUCUCUGCUGUCUUUUGCAAAAGGACACUACAACAGGCACAAACUCACAGGCAAAUGGAGAAAAUUACGAUGGACCUGACAAUGGAAAAGAUGUUCAGCUAAGCAAAACUCAUGAGUCUGAGUUUAAUAUUACAGCUAAGAGUUUAGAAGGGGAUACAAAGGAAGUCUCUAGUAGCAAGCAGGCUCCAGGCAUGUCAAGAAAAGACUCAUUUGGCGAGUUGCUACUUCAUCUUCCCCGAAUUACAUCUCUCCCCAAGUUCUUGUUUAACAUUUCAGAAGAUGAUGGAGAGAGUCAAGCUAGAUAAGAUAGUUUUAUUGUUUAUCAACUGUUUAAAAAUGAUAAAAUAUCAAGUGACUUUCCCAAUCUCCCAUGUUAGCUGGCAAUCUGAUGGUUGUCUAUCAUAUCAGGUGGGAUGAUUGGACGAUGGGAUUUAUGAGGAUUUGGAAAAUGCUUUUGAUGAAGAAUUCUAGUAAAGCCCAUGUAAAAUUCUUAGGUGUUUUAGCAAAAUUAUUUGAUGUAAUAUCUCAAGCAGAUUGUUGGUUCUAUUUUAUUUUGAAAGUAAAAUUGUAAUUGAUCUGUGCAAGUUCUCUGUUCUUAUCAUACACAGUGCAAAUUUAUCAAAUUGCUUUUAGCGCUUGGUCGUAAGGUGGAUAUUUUUAACAUGAAGG